This is a messenger RNA of Phialemonium atrogriseum, 1608 nucleotides long. Its product is annotated as major facilitator superfamily domain-containing protein. The record is from RefSeq and is a predicted model, not a curated record. NCBI's taxonomy places the organism in Eukaryota, Fungi, Ascomycota, Sordariomycetes, Cephalothecales, Cephalothecaceae. Gene Ontology annotation, molecular function: transmembrane transporter activity. The coding region runs from base 82 to 1608 and encodes 508 amino acids. The transcript has 5 exons. Gene Ontology annotation, biological process: transmembrane transport. Gene Ontology annotation, cellular component: plasma membrane.
CCGGUAUCAAAUCGCUUUAAGACUAGGUGUCUGGUCCUGAGAUCCUGAAGAAAGGAAAAGAAACUCCCAAAGUCUCUCAUAAUGGCGGACAACGGGCACCCCAAGGAAGAAAGCGAGACUAUGUAUGUCGAGGCUGCUGGCAACGCGCUCUCGGGGACCGUUGAUGAAUCUGCCAAAUUGGAGACCGAGGAGGGCCCUGUUUUGGUACCUCAGCCAACGCAAGACCCCAAUGACCCCUUGAAUUGGACGACUUCUGAGAAAUACUUGACCUGUCUGACCGUGUGCUUCUUCACCGUUCUUUCGACCUUCAACUCCAGCAACCUUGUCGUCGCCGUGGUCCUGCUGGCCGCCGAGUUUAACCAGUCGCCGACACGGACCGGAUAUGUCAUCUGCUUCAACCUGCUCUUCAUGGGAGUCGGGAAUCUGUUGUGGGUCCCGCUCUCGAGAGUCAUCGGGAAGCGGCCCGUCUACCUCGUCGCCUUGCUCCUCUUCACGGGAUGCAACGUGUGGACAUUCGAGUCGCAGAGCUACGAGAGCCUCCUCGCCUCACGUAUCGUCUCCGGCCUUGCUGCCUCUGCGGCCGAUGCGACGGUCCCGUCAUUGAUCGCCGAUCUCUUCUUCGUCCACGAGCGAGGCCACUGCAUGAUGGUAUUUCACUUUGCGCUCAGCACCGGGUUCUUCAUCGGUCCCCUCAUCUGUGCAUACAUCACCCAGGAAGUCGGCUGGCGCUGGACCUCGGGACUGUUGGCCAUUGCCGGCGGCGCGACGUUCCUCGUCAGUAUCUUCACCGUCCGCGAAUCGAACUAUCGCCGGGACAUCGCCGACGUCGAGCUGCCGGCCUCGGCAUACCCACCGAAGAGGACGUUGCUGUCUUGGAUGUCCCUCACCCGCGGAUACAGGCCGGACGUUUCGUUCUUCAAGGGAGUCUGGGCCACCGUCUGCCUUGCCGUGUAUCCGCCCAUCGUCUGGACUGGUCUUUUGGUUGGCACGUUCGUCGGAUGGAACAUCGUAACCCAAAUGACCGCCAGCCGGGUCUUCAUGAAGCCGCCAUUCGGGUGGAAGGUUGGGAGUCUCGGCUUGCUUGCCCUCUCAGGUUUCAUCGGCGCCAUCAUUGCCUUCUUCCUCGGUGGCCGGCUCGUCGACCUUAUCUCCGCCCGCAUGACAAAGGCAAACCGUGGCAUCCGGGAGCCCGAGUUUAGGCUACCCGCUAUCAUCCUGCCAGCCAUAAUCGGUCCCAUGGGUGUUUUGACCUUCGGCAUCUGCGCUGGGCGCCGCCUUACUUGGGUUGGUGCCGCCUUUGGCUACGGGAUGCAGGCGUUUGGUUUGACUGCUGUCUCUAACGUCGUGGUUACAUAUGCCGUGGACAGCUACCACCAGUUUGCUGGUGAGGCUCUUGUCAUUGUCUUUGUUAUCCGGAACACUAUCGCCAUGUUUCUGGCUCUAUACACCGUGAACUGGCAAGAAGCAACUGGUAUCGAAAAUACUUUCGGCCAGAUGGUUGCCACGCAGUAUUUCUUCCUCCUCUUUGCCAUCGUCAUGUUCUUUUACGGGAAGAGAAUCCGAGCUUGGACUUGUAGCUUUGGGCCAAUGGCGAAGCCCAUGACCUAG